Molecule: messenger RNA, 1326 nt
Organism: Ostertagia ostertagi
Lineage: Eukaryota; Metazoa; Nematoda; Chromadorea; Rhabditida; Trichostrongylidae
Source: the annotation of a GenBank genome assembly
AUGGAGCACUUAAAUGACCACCUUGCACAUUCACUUUGCCUGCAGGUCCGACUUUUUGAAGCUCAAUUUCAUGAUCUAAAGGCUUCGAGGAACAUGGUAAGCGUUUCUAUUCGGAGAUGGAUGAGCUCAGUUUUGAUCAGGGGGAAGUUCGAAGGAAUUAGAAAACAGGUUCGAGUCCGAUUUGCACCAAGCCCAACUGGCCAUCUUCACCUUGGAGGCUUGAGAACGGCAUUGUACAACUUUUUGUUCGCUAAACACCACAAAGGAUGUUUUAUCCUCCGUAUAGAAGACACUGAUAGGGCGCGAUUAGUUCCUGGCAGUGUCGGCAGCAUUGAACGAAUUCUUGAACACUAUGUUUUACACUAUGAUGAAGGACCACGAAAGAGCGGGCCGUAUGGACCUUAUCAGCAGUCCGAAAGACUUGUGUUAUAUAAGAAUGCUGUGGAUCAGCUUAUUGAGUCAGGGCAUGCCUAUCGUGUGUUUUUGUUCCGAAGACGUGAGUUCCACUCAGCUGACGAAAUAUUUGGUUCAGUGGACCAGUGCAUCGACGAGAGUGACAUGGUGUUGCUUAAAAGUGACGGGUUUCCCACGUAUCAUCUCGCUAACAUAGUGGAUGACCGGGCUAUGCACAUCUCCCACGUCAUUCGUGGUAUGGAGUGGUUAAGCAGUACGGGUAAACAAUGUGCUUCUGUUAAGAAGGCAUUUGGAUGGCCAACACCGAAAUGGCUUCACCUCCCUCUCAUAACUCGAGAUGGCAAGAAGAAACUCUCUAAAAGGGAUAAGGAUGCAUUCGUUGACUUUUAUGAGCAAAGAGCUCGGUGCACUCCCGAAAGCCGUUUUGAAUUUACUGACCGAAUUAUUGCCGACAGUACGCCGGCUGCUAUUGAGCAUGACUUGCCAUCCAUACAAGUCCCAGAUGAUGUUUAUCUUAAGAAGGUAUUGAGUUUCCUGAAAGCCAAUGAAGAAAGCUUUGCGUUUUUGUCAUCAUUAACAAAAGGCGAUUUCCGAUGGUUUCUAACCAAGCCCAUGGCAGCUGAACGUCUUUUGUCGGUGACAGACCGAGAAACGGCUCUGGAGACUCUAACGUAUUUGCAAGAAUGCGAGUCGCUUGAUGUCGAUGCACUAAAGAUGGUAGCAGAACAGCACGGAUGGGAAUACACAAAGCUUCUCGCUGUCAUCCGUGUCACCUUAAUCGACAAUACGAAAGGACCGCCUAUAAAAGAGUUGGUGUCUUUCUUCGGAAUAGAGGAGUGUCACAAACGAUUCAGUGACAUGAUCAGCUUUCUCCAUUCCUCUAAAGAAGCAGUCUUAGCAGCGAAUAAAUAG